CGGCAGUUAUUUAAUGUAAAACGGCAAAAAUGUUUACUUACUGGGUCUCAUGAGGUUAAUGCAAGUUGGAAAAUAGAAACACUUCAUUAAACUAUUAUAAAAAAAGUAGCCUUUAAUUACGCACUUACGUGGGUGUUAACGUGUUGAAUGUGUUGCGUUCAAGUGUCAUUACAAAGACUGGUUGAGAGCAACUACAGUGUAAAUGUGCUGCCAUAUUUAGGACAGGAGGGCACGCAUCACGGGACGCGUUCACAGCCACCCGUGACGUCUGGAACCAUGGGAAGUACAAGUCUCAUAGAAUUAAAAAAAAAAAAAAAAAAAAAAAAAAGUGUCGCUCGGGCUCCUGUGCGAUCAUUGGCUGCGGCCAUAGGUGUGUGGGUAGGUGUGUGUGCGCGUGUCGCCGUCCGUCGUUACGUUAUUUCCUGUUGAGGAUGAGGAGGGUUUUGACGGCACGGAAAGAAACGACGCAAGAUCUGUCGGAGAGUCCCGGGACACAAACACCUCCUUCUGCAAACAGAGCCGCACCAUCAUCUGGAAAUGCUCCGGACAGCUGCCCCGGAGUUGCCUCAGGAUUCACAGACCUCAUUCUUGUCAUUCUCCCUCUCUGCACAUCACAGUCUGGUGAGUAAGGGAUUACCUCAAACAUUUGGAACCCUGUGCUGCACCAUGGCAGGGGAUCUCUACUGUCCCCCAUCCCCACUUGGGGAUUCCCUUCUGGACAGCCCACUGUGUGGUGACCUGAUGGACGAUCUGGCCGACAUCUCCCGGUCCAUAGAGGACAACACGCUGGGCUUUGAUUUUCCUGAGUACCAGAGCACUGGCUCAGGAUCUGACAGCUCCAUAGCACUGGAUACUUUGACACCAGCCUCAAGUCCGUCUUCGGGGGUUUGUGGAGCAGUGCCAGGUGCAGAGGAGAGCUUGAACCCCCUCACUGUGGAGUGCAGAGUGUGUUCUGACAAGGCUUCAGGCUUCCACUACGGGGUACAUGCCUGUGAGGGCUGCAAGGGUUUCUUCAGGAGGACCAUCAGGCUGAAGCUGGAGUAUGAUAAGUGUGCACGUAAAUGCAAAAUCCAAAAGAAGAAUCGUAAUAAGUGCCAGUACUGCAGAUUCCACAAGUGCCUCUCAGUGGGCAUGUCCCACAAUGCCAUCAGGUUUGGUCGGAUGCCCCAGGCGGAAAAGCUAAAGCUGAAGGCAGAAUGCAAGGUGAUUGAGAAGGAGGAGGCCAGCCCCAUGCAGGGUGACCACAAGGUUCUUAUUAUGCAGAUCCACAAAGCCUACAUGAAGAACUUCAACAUGAACAAAGCAAAAGCACGGCUCAUUCUCACCGGAAAGACCAACAAUCCACAGCCUUUCAUCAUUCAUGAUAUGGAGACGUUCCAGCUGGCAGAGAGGACAUUAGCAGCCCAUAUGGUAGACGGUAAAUAUCCAGAGAUUGAGAUCAGCCUUCAAGCUGGGGAGCUGGUUCCUGCUGGGGUGUGUGGGGAGCUCCAGCAGAGGGAGGCUGAAGCCAGGCUCUUCCACUGCUGCCAGAGCACAUCAGUGGAGACGGUCACUGAGCUGACGGAGUUUGCCAAAGCAGUGCCGGGUUUCCAGAGCCUGGAUCUGAACGAUCAGGUGACCCUGUUAAAAUAUGGUGUGUAUGAAGCUCUAUUCACCCUCUUGGCUUCCUGCAUGAACAAAGAUGGUCUUCUGGUGGCUCGCGGCAGAGGUUUCAUCACCCGUGAGUUCCUGAAGAGCCUUCGACGGCCUUUGAGUGACAUGAUGGAGCCCAAAUUCCAGUUUGCCUCACGUUUCAACUGUCUGGAAUUGGAUGACAGUGACCUGGCCCUGUUUGUGGCAGCCAUUAUCUGCUGUGGAGACCGUCCAGGCCUAGUGGAUGCGCCUCUUGUGGAGCAGCUACAAGAAAGUAUCAUUCAGGCACUUCGGCUCCACCUGCUGGCCAACCACCCCGACGAUGCCUUCCUCUUUCCCAGACUGCUGCAGAAACUGGCUGACCUCCGCGAGCUGGUCACGGAGCAUGCUCAGUUAAUCCAGGAAAUCAAGACAACAGAGGAUGCGUCUCUGCACCCGCUUCUUCAGGAAAUAUACAGGGACAUGUACUGAGAAUGUGAAGGUCUGCAGAUCAGUGCACUGGAAGCAACUUAUUGUGUGUUUUGUGUAGAUGCACAGGGCUGUGACACCAAAAGGCUGCAUUCAGACUAAGUCUUCACUGGAACAAAACACAGAUGAAUUUAUUUAUCAGGGAGGCAGCUCUUGGAAAGUAAACAUGAGUGCUCAA
Messenger RNA from Sphaeramia orbicularis (orbiculate cardinalfish), 2278 nucleotides. RefSeq names its product peroxisome proliferator-activated receptor alpha-like. Gene Ontology annotation, molecular function: DNA-binding transcription repressor activity, RNA polymerase II-specific; nuclear receptor activity; RNA polymerase II cis-regulatory region sequence-specific DNA binding. Lineage: Eukaryota; Metazoa; Chordata; Actinopteri; Kurtiformes; Apogonidae. Gene Ontology annotation, biological process: negative regulation of transcription by RNA polymerase II; negative regulation of cholesterol storage; negative regulation of inflammatory response. The coding region runs from base 538 to 2103 and encodes 521 amino acids. The transcript is spliced from 8 exons. Gene Ontology annotation, cellular component: nucleus. The record is from RefSeq and is a predicted model, not a curated record.